Molecule: messenger RNA, 2187 nt
Organism: Cricetulus griseus (Chinese hamster)
Lineage: Eukaryota; Metazoa; Chordata; Mammalia; Rodentia; Cricetidae
Source: RefSeq, a predicted model, not a curated record
GCGCAGUCGAGAUAAAGGCUCUAAAAAAUGGUUUAAAAGACCCAGGCUUUGCUCAUGCUUUCCACUGCUUGCUGAAGCCUUUCCUUUGGGCCCAAGACCUCUUCCUGCACAUGCGCAGAAGGCUCAAUGACGGUCGCUGGUCGGCUAAGGCUCUGGGAAAGGGGUCUGGCCAUGUUGCAUGUGACCUGGGGGUCCAAGGUCCGAGUAUGGUCCCUGGUGCCUGCUCUCUUCGGGACUCCCCGGUCUCUGUCGUCCCUGGCGAGAGUUCCACUCCAGUCCGGCAGAGAGAGCAGCUUUGGAGGCAUUCUCAGGUCAUGUGGACUUCUGUACCCUGUUUCACUACCAUCAGCUCCUGGCCAGGCUGCAGGCCUUGUAUGACCCCAUCAACCCUGACAGGGAGACCCUGGACCAGCCGUCCCUUACUGACCCUCAGCGUCUGUCCAGCGAGAAGGAUGUGCUCCAGGCUCUGAAGCCCCUGCUGGCUCAGGCCAACUUCUCUCCGCUCUCUGAAGAUGCCCUGGCCUAUGCACUUGUCGUCCAUCACCCUCAGGAUGAGGUCCAGGUGACAAUAAAUUUGGAUCAAUAUAUCUACAUGCAGUUCUGGGCCCUGGGCCAGAGAGUUGGGCAGAUGCCCCACAUGUCCAGUGUGGGCUCCAAGCGUGGCUUCUUCAGAAAGUUGCCCCCUGUGGAGAGGAGAUAUUUCAAGCGUGUGGUAUUGGCAGCCCGGACCAAACGUGGGCACCUGGUUCUGAAGAGCUUCAAGGAUACCCCACUGGAGGGCUUAGAGCAGCUGCUUCCAGAGCUGAAGGUGCGCACACCCAUGCUGCAGCGUGCCCUGCUCAACCUGAUGCUGGUGGUCUCUGGAGUUGUGUUCUUCGUCAAUGUUGGCAUGGUGAUACUGUCUGACCUCAAGAUGGCCACCUCCCUGCUGCUGCUGCUCUUUGCUGCCUUCAUGGGCCUGAGGGCCUCCAAGGUGUUUGGGCAGCGUAGAAGUGCCCAGGCGCUAGAACUGGCACACAUGUUGUACUAUCGCAGCACAUCCAACAACUCAGAACUGCUCAGUGCCCUGGCACUCCGUGCACAAGAGGAACACAUCAAAGAGGCCCUGCUGGCUCACAGUUUCUUAGCCCGCAGGCCAGGGGGCGCCCAAGGCCUACCUGAAGAGACCUCCAAGUGGCUACAGUCUGAAGUGGAGAGCUGGCUUCUAGCCCAGUCUGGCUGUGAUGUGGCCUUCAAUGGACCUCGGGCCCUGGCUCACCUGCAAGCCCUGACUCCCAGCUUCGGGUUGUUCCCACCAGCUGAGUUGCCACAACUUGACCCACUGGUCCUAGGCACUCCAGAGGCCUGGCAGGCUACUGUGCCAGGUGGUAGCUACCCAUCACCCUGACCAUUUACUACCAGGUCUGACAUUGGCAGGGUGCCAAGCUCCACCUCCUCUAUGGCAAGGUGUCAAUCGUGGCAACUGAAUCUCCUACCUGGACUCUUGGUUGUUGAUAGGCUAUUAUUUCUGCUAGGCCAUUAGUUUUGCUAUGCUAUAGACUUAAGAGCAGCCAAUCAGGAUCGCUGGCAGUUGCUAAGCAGCCUCCUGAGGCCAGCCAAUCAAAGCUAUUUAUUUCAGCUUGUAAUUUAUUUCUCAGCCCCGCCCCUGACAGAAACCUCACCCUGGCCUGGUGUAGGGGGCGGGGCUUGGGGAGUUUUGACACAGCUGUUGGAUUGCAGUUGCCAGAGUUGGCCACAGUGAGACCGGCCAGACUGUGAAAGCUGUGCCUGGAGACCCACCCUGCUUCAACAUAUGUUUAGCCUGCACAGGAUCUGCCUGCCACAUGCACCUGGGCGGGCCCACUGCAGCCUGCAAGCCGUCUGGUCCUGGCACACGGAGGGUGACAGACACUGGGCACCUCAACCACGGGCAGCCAAUCAGAAUUCCUGGAGGAGUCUGCUCUGUGAAUCCAUGUGAGAUGAACCAUCUGUUCUGCAGCUGAUCCAUUCUGGUUGAAGGCACUGGGAACUUCUUGCCCCAAAGAAGACGUGGGCUUGCAGCGUUCCAUCCCAAGAUCGAGCCAGCUCAGGUCCCGGCAGCCUCCUAGGCCUGCUGUCUUGCUGCAGAAACCACUUUGCCUGGGUCUCCUUACAUGUGCAAUAUUUAUCACUUUACCUCUUCCAAAGGAAUAAAUAAUGUUUAAUAAA